Molecule: messenger RNA, 1290 nt
Organism: Panicum virgatum (switchgrass)
Lineage: Eukaryota; Viridiplantae; Streptophyta; Magnoliopsida; Poales; Poaceae
Exons: 4
Coding region: 224-946 (240 amino acids)
Source: RefSeq, a predicted model, not a curated record
UCCUUCCUUCCGGAAGUGACCGAAACUGCCAUCUCCGUUCCACACCCAGCUCACGCCUCUCCUGCCUUCGAACCUCUCUAUUCACGCGCACCAGCUGCAAGCCAAUUCUCCAUCCCCCCUCGCCUCAAACCCACCCAACCCUGGGCUCGCUGCUUUCCCCUCCCUCCUGACCCUCCACCGCCGCCGCCUUGACGACCACCGCCACCUGAGCGCGACCGUGAGGAUGGACGAGGAGCCCGAGUGGCGGAUCAGCAAGGAAGCCGCGUACGCGGCCACCUACUUGUUCUACGGCCGCGUCCCGCCCGGCGGCGAGGCCGCCGCGUGGGGACGGGGGCGGAGGCCGGAGGAGGACCAAGCCGGCGCAGGCGUGUGGGUCCAGGUCAUCGCCAUCCUGUGCGGGCUCGGCACCUACUUACUAAUACUCGCCACCAUGCCGCCCUACUACUUCACCGCCGUGACCCAGCGCACCGCAGCCACCACCGGCACCGCCGUCGCGCUGCUUCCGACCUGCCUGCCAAUCGCCCAUGGCCCGCCGAUGUGCUACGAAUGGGAUAGGCCAGCCAUGGCGCCGCCGCCGCUGGGCAGUAGUGGCUCUGGAGACAGCGACAGGAGCGACAACGAUGAUGAAAAGGUCGCCAUGGAGUGCUUCUAUGGUCUUAUACGUGAAGCCACCAGGACCUGCUAUGGAUGGGAGAAACCAGCCAUGGCGCCACGAGGCAGAGGUUCUGGAGAUAGCGACUGGAGCGGUAACGAUGACAAGGCCGCCAUGGAGUGCUUCUAUGGUCUUGUACGCGACACUGCCAAGAUCUGCUUCGGUUGCAGCCAUGACACUGUUCGUCCGGACGGUCACGGUAAUGAUGAUCCGCCUCCAACAUGCCCGAGAACUGCCAGUGUCCUAAUGGCUAUGAGUGGCGCAACUGAUGGAGCCACUACUGAUCGCUCCUGAUGUUUCUGCUACUACUAUGCAGCUGCUUUGAGGACAAUAAUACUCUUAUGUUCCUUUUAUCUGUAUGAUACUACCGUGCUUAAAUCAAGCGGUCAUGAACAGUAAUCGACCCUGCUUUUCGAUCGUACUCAGUUCAGAAGGCUUAAUUUAUCCAUGCGAGAGGAAGGCAUGUGUGCCGUGGAGUGAGGAUUCAUCUAUGCUUCAAACCCUUUGCCUGCUAUUGCUUUUGCUACUUAAUUAGUGGUUGUUUUCAUGUUGAUUAUUGGUGUGCAAGUAACACCAUCAGUGUGCGCAAAUUUAUAUAUGGUACUGAUCUUUUACUGCAUAAUGUUGUCACUUAUAUA